Molecule: messenger RNA, 984 nt
Organism: Anguilla anguilla (European eel)
Lineage: Eukaryota; Metazoa; Chordata; Actinopteri; Anguilliformes; Anguillidae
Product: ADP-ribosylation factor-like protein 13B
Exons: 8
Coding region: 1-984 (327 amino acids)
Biological process (GO): non-motile cilium assembly; receptor localization to non-motile cilium
Cellular component (GO): ciliary membrane; non-motile cilium
Molecular function (GO): GTP binding; GTPase activity
Source: RefSeq, a predicted model, not a curated record
AUGGAGAACUGUUGGAAAUUUUUAAGAAAACGUAGAAGGCCUGAAAGGAAAGUUACUUUGGCCAUUCUGGGGCUUGAUAAUGCGGGGAAAACUUCAACAAUCAGAAGCAUUCAAGGAGAAAACCCAGAAGACGUAUGGCCUACCGUGGGAUUUUGCCCCGUGAGCCUGAAACAGGGGCAGUAUGACAUGUCCAUCUUUGACCUGGGCGGGGGGGAGCACAUGCGUGACAUGUGGAAGCACUACUUCGCCGAGUGUCACGGCGUGAUGUUUGUGGUGGACUCCAGCGACGGCCAGCGCAUGAAGGAAACCGAGGACACGCUGGCCAAGGUUCUGAGCCACCCCCUCAUCAAGGGGAAGCCACUUCUCCUCCUGGCAAACAAACAGGACAGAGAAGAAGCCCUGCGGGAGGCAGAUAUUGUAGAUCACCUGUCCCUGGAGACGCUUGUGAAGCAGAACAAAUGCCGCUGUAAAGUAGUGCCGUAUUCUGCUGUGAUGACCGUUGGCAAGAAGGCCAUUGAGGAUGGACUGGAAUGGCUUCUGGAGUCUGUGGGCACAGCCUAUGGCAUCAUCAAUGGGCGCGUGCAGAAGGACACGGCCAAGCAGAGGGAGCAGGAGGAGAAGUUCAGGAGAGAGCGGGCAGAGAGGGUGCGCAAGGUUCGAGAGGAGAGGGAAAGGAGACAGCAGGAGGAGGCUGAGCGGGAAGAGGCUAAGACUGCAGAGCUGGAUCAGGGGGAGAAGGGCACCAUGGGAAACCCUGUCCAGCCAUUUGGAGACUUCAUCCCAGAGAUGAAGACAAUGAAGAAGACAGAGAGCAAGAAGGACAGUGACCAAGCAGACCACAGCCCAAAAAGGAAGAGGAAGCUGAGCUUCUGGAGGAAGAAUAAUAGAGUGGCACCUCUGACUCCAGAUGGCCCCGCCAAAACACACGGCUGCCUCAAGAGCUGGUUUGGCUGGCUCAAGCACAAUGUGGUGACGCCACAGUGA